Molecule: messenger RNA, 721 nt
Organism: Arabidopsis arenosa
Lineage: Eukaryota; Viridiplantae; Streptophyta; Magnoliopsida; Brassicales; Brassicaceae
Source: the annotation of a GenBank genome assembly
ACAUUAAUCUUUCUUCUGCUAUAAUUUCUAACAAAUAACGUCGAGAAAAUCAGAGAGUGAUUGUUUAUUUAUUUAUUGUUUGAUUUUGGUAUAUAAAUUGUUAUUAACAAAACUGAAAAUGUACGGGAAUGGGCCGGUGUUCAAGGCGGAGGGGACGUCGUUCCGGGAUCAACCAUACGCCGAACAGCUUCCUCAAGGACUAUGGACCACCGGUCUUUGUGAUUGUCACGAAGAUGCUCACAUUUGUGUUCAGACAGCUAUAAUGCCAUGCGUUUCCUUCGCUCAAAACGUCGAGAUCGUAAACAGAGGAACCAUACCUUGUAUGAACGCUGGUUUGAUUCAUCUAGCGUUAGGCUUUAUUGGUUGCAGCUGGCUCUACGCUUUUCCAAGCCGGUCUAGGCUUAGGGAACAUUUCGCAUUGCCUGAGGAACCAUGCCGUGACUUUUUAGUCCAUCUCUUUUGCACCCCAUGUGCUAUAUGCCAAGAGUCCCGAGAACUCAAGAACCGCGGUGCUGACCCUUCUAUUGGAUGGCUUUCGAAUGUAGAGAAAUGGAGCCGAGAGAAAGUAACACCUCCCAUAGUUGUACCUGGCAUGAUUCGAUGAUACUUUCACGCAAUGCAGCCAUUAUCUCUUACGGUUUUAAACUUUUCUGUAGAUCUUGUAAGCUUGUGGUGUUUCUCAGUUUAGCUAGGGAAAGAAAAAUAAAAUAACGAUGAUUGA